Messenger RNA from Mya arenaria, 1264 nucleotides. Its product is annotated as dynein axonemal light chain 4-like. Gene Ontology annotation, cellular component: dynein complex. The record is from RefSeq and is a predicted model, not a curated record. Gene Ontology annotation, biological process: microtubule-based process. Gene Ontology annotation, molecular function: dynein intermediate chain binding; dynein light intermediate chain binding. The transcript is spliced from 3 exons. The coding region runs from base 85 to 408 and encodes 107 amino acids. Lineage: Eukaryota; Metazoa; Mollusca; Bivalvia; Myida; Myidae.
AAGUCCAGCAGAAGCAGGUGCGCGUACCCUAGAAACCAAAACUCCAUAGACUUUUAUCCUGUCUUUUAUAUCUUUCCAAGCAAAAUGGCAGAACCAGUUGAAGAGAAAAAGGAAGCACAAGAUACUAAAGCAAGAGUACACACCUAUCCACUUAUACGCCAUUCUGACAUGAAUGAUGAAAUGAAGACAGAAGCUAUGGAGUUGUGCGUCACAGCCUGUGAAAAAUUUGCAUCAAAUAAUGAAAAUGCUGCCAGAAUGAUCAAAGAGACCAUGGACAAAAAAUUUGGCGCCUCCUGGCAUGCAGUGGUCGGUGAAGGAUUCGGAUUUGAACUGACGCAUGAAGUGAAAAAUCUGCUAUACAUGUUCUUUGGAGGAAAUAUGGCAAUUUGUAUUUGGAAAUGUUCGUAGAAGAUGGGACAUGCUUUUUUCAACCAAUGUUCAAUGUUGACUAUUACAUUCCAGUUGUUCACCAUUCCUGCUAAAGUUACUUUCAAUUGAUAUUUUGUUUCCCUUUACUUUUUUAUUAAGGUAAGCCAUCCAUCAUUAGGAUGCAAAGGUGUGUUAGUGCAUUUUAGAUAUUGACAUUUCGAUUAUUUUAUUAUGUUUAAUUUAUAAUGAUUAACCAUAAUAUUAUUUUUGCUUGGAUUAUAUUUUUGAAUAACUCCAUAAUGGCACUACUAUUAUGACAUAGUAGUAGAGAUAAUAAAAUAAAAUUUAUUAUUAUAAUUUAGCAAUUUUAUUUAGUUGCUUUUCAAAAUAUUUAAAGCCUAUAUAAAAAAUGCCCUCCAUGAAGAUGUUCAAACUUAACAUUUUGUAACUUUAAAAUGAAACUUUCCAAUAGCAACUUUUUGUAUUAAUGAUGGAUGGAUUUCCUUUAAACCGUGUGUUUACAGAUUCAUUCCUGUGUAAACUAAACAUAUCAUAAUGCAUGCAUAUCAAUAUGGUGAACAUACAUUUGUAAAAAUUAGAUAUGAAUUGUCUUGUUGAUAACCCAAACAUAUUUCUGUAUACAUGUUUAAAUAAACACAACCUAAUUAGUACAUGUAGGUAGGCUACAAUUCUGUUAACAUGUACUUAUUCUGUGAUAAACAAUUGUAUGCAUUUAUCUCCUGUAACAAAACUAUUUUAGUAAGGAAAACCAACAGCCCUUAAUAUCAUCAAGUUUAAGAUGAAGUAUUAUUUGCAUUUUGAUGUUAAUAACUGUAUAGUUUCUAAUGUGAUAUUUUCAUAUUAUAUACAAAAAAGGAUAAAAUUAAAAAGGUUA